AUGGUCGCAUUGUUGCGCAUCAGAAGAAUCAUCACCUGCAACACCGCACGCGGAUUCCCCCUCUCUCAUCACCCUUCUCUCAAACCCAAACUUCUCUCAACACUACCACUCCAACUCCAACUCCAACCGAUAGAAUGGGAACCCCUCACUAAAUCCCAGCUCAAGACACUCGUUCUCAACCACUACACCCAUGGUAACUUCACCAACCUCAUCCAAAACGUCGUCGCUUCACCCCCUGUCCUCUUCACAGCAUGCCAGAAUCUCGCAGCCGCCCCCUUUCGCCCGGCUUCGCUCCCGGACCGCUUCAGCAUCGAGACCACGUCCAGGGAGCUCCGCGAAAACCGCUUCGACGUGGAAGCAUGCUGCGUCACACUAACGCCCUCCAGUGAAACCACUUCUUCGCCUUUGGUUUUACCCAAUUUGAAGCUGAAGGUCGUGAUUGAAGCCAUUCGGAUGGUGUUGGAAAUCGUGUACGACGAACGCUUCGUUACGUUUUGCUACGGUGGCCGCGUCGGAAUGGGACGACACACCGCCAUAAGGUACUUAAAAAACUCCGUUGAGAACCCUAGUUGGUGGUUCGCCGUGAGGUUUAAGCCUCAUAGGUUUGAACAUUUCCAUGUGGAGAAGCUGUGUUCUGUUAUUGAACGCAAAGUGAAGGAUGCCGUUUUCAUUGAUUUUAUAAAGAGGCUGUUUCAAUGUAAGGCUUUGGUGAUUGAAUUGGGUGGGGAUUGGUUGGGAAGGGGGCUUCCUCAGGAAUGUGGGUUGUGCACUGUUUUAAUGAAUGUUUACUUUGAUGGCUUUGAUAAAGAGAUUCAAGAGAUGCGACUGCGGGAGAAUCGAGAGAAUCGGGAAUUGGAUCCGAAGAUGAUCGGUUCAGGUUUGGAUUCUGAUGUGUUUUACAAGCCAGUGAAGGUGUAUGCGGUUAGGUACUUGGAUGAGAUACUUGUUGCUACGUCAGGGUCGAAGAUGAUGGCCAUGGAGUUGAGGACAGGAGUUGUCAAGAGUUUGGAACUUGGUUUGGGUUUACGUGUUGAUAAGGUGAAUACUGCAAUUCAUAGCGCAGUGUCGGAGAAGAUUGAAUUUCUGGGGAUGGAGUUGCAAGCUGUUCGACCUUCAGUUUUGCGCCCACCCAUGUCGGAGAAAGCAAUCAGGGCACGGAAGAAGUUCCUCAGGCAGAAGGAAGUUAGGGCUCUUGAAUUGAGAAAUGCUAGGGCAAGGAACAGAAGGAAAUUGGGGUUGAAGAUAUUUAGUCAUGUUUAUAAAAAGAUCAAGCAGAGUGACGGAUUUAAAUUUGACUAUAAUAUUGAAGAUCAGGUCCAAAAAAUUUUCAGAUCUUGGGCUGAUGAAGUAGUGCAAGAGUUCUUGGGAAAUAUAGACGAGUGUCAAGAAUGGCAUCGGAGUCUAUCAGCUGGUGAUUUUCUUCAGUUGAGACACAUUAGAAAUCAAUUACCACCUGAGCUUAUUGAUGCUUAUGAUAAGUUCCAGGAGCAGGUAGAUAAACAUCUGAAUCCUAUAAAAGCUAGGAAGGCAAUUGAGGAAGAAGAAAGAAGAGUAAAGGAAGAAGAGGAACAAAGUUAUUCCAAAGGAACAGUUGCGGAUUUGACAAGACUCUGUUUGAAAGUUGAGGCACCAGAAAUAGUGAUAAGAAAGGCUGUGAAGUUGGUUGGGUUUACAAAUCAUAUGGGUCGUCCCAGGCCAAUUGAAUUUCUUGUUGCACUUGAGGAUGCCGAUAUUAUCAAGUGGUAUGCUGGCAUAGCAAGAAGGUGGCUUGAUUAUUUCUGCUGUUGUCACAACUUCAAGAUGGUCAAAACUAUUGUAACUUAUCAUUUGAGGUUCUCUUGUAUAUUGACAUUAGCAGAGAAGCAUGAAUCCACCAAGUCUGAAGUGAUAAAACAUUUUAGCAAAGAUUUGAAGGUCUAUGAUAUGAAUGGAAAUCAUGAAGUGCAUUUUCCUACAGAAAGAGAGGUUAAGAUGAUGGGAGAUAGAAAUCUUUCUGAUCCAAAACCAGUAGAUGGGACUUUGUUUUUGGCAGUAGUAAGGUUGGCAUCCAAUGAACCUCCAUCACGAUGCAUUGCCCAUUUCUGUGACAAGACAACCACAGUCUUUUAUCGGGUCCAUUUACUGCACAACAGAUUAAAUGUGAACCCAUUAGAUAAAGAAAAAUGGGUGCAAGGGAUGGGUCUAAUUCAUGAAAGCCUAAACCAUAAAUGUCUCCCUCUCUGUACUGAUCAUGUAAAUGAUUUGUACAUGGGGAGACUCACACUUCAAGACAUUGACUUUCCUUAUUGUGUGGAUGUGGACUGA
Messenger RNA from Sphenostylis stenocarpa, 2304 nucleotides. The record is from the annotation of a GenBank genome assembly. NCBI's taxonomy places the organism in Eukaryota, Viridiplantae, Streptophyta, Magnoliopsida, Fabales, Fabaceae.